GGGCGGGGUGAGAAGCCAGUGUGCAGUAAGAGGUAACCAGGAGUGUUAGUGGCGCUUGUCCAGUGCUGUGGUUCACGUUUUGGUUCUAGAGGCCGAGACUAUCCUGGCGAUAACGUUCAUCGCUGGGAAGGCUUCGACUCUCCAAGGAGUGGUUGAGUACAGUCCGGAGGACAGGCUUCUGAUCAGCCCAGGUACCUGAAAGGUGAACGCCAGAGAGGCAGAAGUUGAGACAAGCGGAAUACACUGAGCUGGGAGCUUUACAAGAUUCUACCAUAAUGAAUGGAUCCAGUGUGGCAAGUACAUCACCCAGUGUAAAAUCCAAAGAAGACCAAGGGUUAAAUGGGCAUGAUGAAAAGGAAAACCCAUUUGCAGAGUACAUGUGGAUGGAGAAUGAAGAGGAUUUCAACAGGCAGGUGGAAGAGGAGCUACAGGAACAAGACUUCUUGGACCGCUGCUUCCAAGAGAUGCUUGAUGAGGAAGACCAAGACUGGUUCAUUCCAGCUCGAGACCUUCCUCAGGCCAUGGGACAGUUGCAGCAGCAGCUAAAUGGAUUGUCAGUCAGUGACAGCCAUGAGUCUGAAGAUAUUUUGAGCAAAAGUAACCUGAAUCCAGAUGCCAAGGAGUUUAUUCCAGGAGUGAAGUACUGAGCUGGCAGAAGCUUUGAGAGGACUUAUCUGUCCCCACAUCUGGGGACAGUGAUGCACAAAACUGAAGGGGGUGGGUGGGUGGGAAAGGGUGCACAGCUGGGAAAGGGAAUAGCGGUUUAACUGGAUACUGUGAUCCUGAGUAACUCAUGUACUCAGUCUUACUCUACAAGCCUUUGAGUAUUUCUCUUUUGUUCUACUGAUUUUUGUUUGGAGCAGUUUCCUAUUUUACUGUGUCUUUCGAGUUAAGGGAAUUGCGAUUGAUUUUCCUUUGUCAGGAGUAGUCUGUUGUCUGUGUUUAAGCAAAAUAAGCUGACCAAGGAAAACUGGGUAUUUAAGAAAUACCCUUCUUAUCCUACUGUAUACCUACCAGGAACAAGAAACACCCGAAGAGCUACUUUUGGAGUCCGUUAAGCUUGACGGUGAGAGGGACAAGUGGAAGAAACAAGUGGUGUAAAUAAGAAUAUGAAGCCCAGCUCCCUCAGGAGUUUCCACAGUGAACUGGGAUUAAACAGCCCACUGAGCUGGUAUCUGCCUGCUCUGAACCCCAUUUAAGAAAACACAGACUUUACAGUUACCUUAGAGUUCUUGGUUUAUGGUACCUUUUGUUGAUUGAUGAAAGUUGUAUAUCAAAAUGGGAGGGCUAUGAUGGUGAUUAUCAUGUGAAUCAUUUAGAUGCUCUUGUCCUCUAUUGUUAAGCCACAGUUUAUAGCUACCAUCAGAUUUAUCAUUUACAAAAUGAAAGAGACAUUAGAGUUUAUUUGCCACAUUGACCCUCACAGUGUCUUUUCUGUCUCAUUUCCACCCAGCUGUACUCUUUCUGCCAAAAUCAGAGAGGUUUUCUGUUCUAGCUAAGGCCAGGAGAAAUCAUCUGUAAUCCUGUUGUGUCUUAAAUUUAUUUGGACAUUUUUUUUUCCCCGACCAGGUAGUUCUUCUGGUAUCUUAAUUCCCUCAGAAAUGUUCCUGUGCUUGUUCAAGGACAGAGAGAGACAGGCAAACACAUAGACAUAAGCAGACUCAAUUUACUAUUCAGAUGCUUCUCCCUACCCUACAGAAUUUUGUGAGGUAACUCAGAAACAAUCUGGGAGUCCUGCUUGAUCCACAUGACAAGGUACGAGACCCUCUGGGAUAUUUAAAGUUGUCCAUAUCAAGUGCUACUGUUCACACACACCCAGCUUCUCCAGUUCCUUAAGUUGACUCUUGAUGUGCUUCUUUUGUCUUUCCUGCCUGUUACUAAUUCACUGGGGUUUCCAUAGCAGGUCUUUGGUUCCAAGGAGAGCACCACAAGACAAACUGAAGAAUACUCAGGAUGCACAGAAUUCAGUAUCAUACUGCAGAAGCUUGGUUACUUUUUCCCAUAAUGCUUCCCAACUUCCGGUAAAGACAUGCAACUGUUAACAAACCUAAAGUUUUCAUUUUACAUUUAAGUACAUUAAUCUUUCCCUUGCUUUGGGAAUAACAUUUGCCUUUGGGGUGGUCUCUUUCCACAAAAUUCAGGACAAGGAAACAGUAUAUCACAGAACAAUUUAAACACAAAUGAUGAUACAUAGGACUGAUUUGAGAGCUUUUUUUUUUUAAAUUCCUUUUUCUUUUGUAACUGAGCUGGGUAAUGUGCGCACAGGAAUUUAAAUUUUGUUUUUGAGAUUUCAUAUUAUUUAUUGUUCAUUGACAAGCUUGGUCAAAGCCAUUUAAAAUAAAUCUGUGCAGGG
This is a messenger RNA of Perognathus longimembris pacificus (Pacific pocket mouse), 2353 nucleotides long. RefSeq names its product poly(A) binding protein interacting protein 2B (gene Paip2b). Lineage: Eukaryota; Metazoa; Chordata; Mammalia; Rodentia; Heteromyidae. Gene Ontology annotation, cellular component: cytoplasm. Gene Ontology annotation, molecular function: mRNA regulatory element binding translation repressor activity. The record is from RefSeq and is a predicted model, not a curated record. The transcript is spliced from 5 exons. The coding region runs from base 276 to 647 and encodes 123 amino acids. Gene Ontology annotation, biological process: negative regulation of translational initiation.